AUGACAGCUUUCCAAGCCGUGCAUUGGUUUGAUUUUGACUCGUUUACGACUGAAUGCACUCGAGUCCUGUGCCCUAAUGGUGUGCUCGCAAUGAUAGGCUAUAACCUCCCCGAACCCAUCGACCCCUGGAAUCCGGACGACCGAAGUCUAGUGGAGUUGAUGUACGACUUGUACACCGACGAGAGGUUAGCGCCGUUCAAGAACCCAAAGAUAGUGCCCCUCGAGAGACACUACCGAGACAUCAAACUUCCCGAUAAUUACGAGUUGAGUCUUAAGGAUAAUAACUGGACGUCGAAACGAGUGGCGGCGCAGGACAUUGUGGGUUAUGUGCAGUCGUGGUCACUAUAUCAAGGCCUGCAAAACGCUGAUAGAGAGACGGCUGAACUCCUCACUCAGGAAGUGAUACACCGAUUGAAGUCUAUACUCAAAAUCAGCAAAGCUCACGCAGACAUUUACGCCCGAUUCAGACCAGCGGUUCCCGAAGAAGUGGUGCACAAAGUGGUCCACUAUUUGGCUGAUAAACUGCCCCCAGAUGUCGAAGAAGAUAAUACGAAUCGCUGGACGACAGGUGUGGACGUCGGGUGCGGUAGCGGUCAGGGAACCAAUGCUAUGGCCAAACACUUUGCCAACUGUUAUGGCUUUGACGUGAGUCCCGCGCAGAUCGAGGCCGCCAUCCGCUCAACACAUCCCUCUAAUGUCUGCUAUCAGGUAUGUCCGGCAGAGAGUAUGCCAUCGAUUGAGACAAAUAGUGUCCAAAUGGUCACUGCCUUCGAGUGCUUCCAGUAUUUCGAUUACAAGAAAUUUAUGGAAGAGUGCACUCGAGUGCUGGUCGACAACGGAGUGGUGGCAGUCAUCGGGUAUUUCAUACCCGACCCGUCCGACCCUUUAGAGCCCAAUCGCGACCCAAGUCUCGUGGAUCUGAUGCAAGAGUGCUAUAAUAGCGACCGAUUGGCCGCUUAUAAGUCACCGAAUGUGGCGUCUGUUGAGAAGCACUACAAGAACGUGACGUUUCCCACAAAUUAUGAGUCCAAACACGUCGACCAUAUCAUCGCUUCCGUCCCAGUGUUGGCCGAAGAUAUGGUGGGACUCAUAGAGUCGUGGUCUUCAUUCCAGAAAUUGGUCAAAGCGGACAAAGAGUCCGCACAACUCUUCCGGCGAGAGAUCAGAGAGAAAUUGUCGGCGAUUUUAAAGACCAACGACUUGUCCGCUAAAGAGAUAGUCUUUAAUUACACUGCAAAUCGGAUGCAGAUCUCAAACCUGUUUUAUCCCAAUGUUUCCCUAAGAACCAAGAAAUCUAAAGCGAGUGAUAAGUCGAGUGUUAAGACACUCACCGAUAAAACCAAUAAAGGAAUCACUGCUCAGAAACCAAAGCCUAAAAGUCCCACAAAAGCCAAAGAAAUCGAGUCUUUGAAACAAUCAUUGAGAGAAAGUCAGUCUUCGAAACAAUCGAAAGGCUCACUAAAGACCAAGAAAUCGAAAGCGAGUGAUAAGUCGAGUGUUAAGACACUCACAGAUAAAACCAAUAAAGGAAUCACUGCUCAGAAACCAAAGCCUAAAAGUCCCACAAAAGACCGAAAGACUGUGAGUCCGGACAAGACUUUGCCUAAGACUGUGAGUCCGGACAAGACUUUGCCUAAGACUGUGAGUCCGGACAAGACUUCGCCUAAGACUGUGAGUCCGGAUAAGACUUCGCCUAAGACUCGGUCCCCGAAAUCGGGAAAUAGUGGUCCGAUUGUCACCAAUUGUUCCAAUGGUGUAAAUGACACCAAAUCUCAAUUCGACGCCAAAGCCAUCAUAUUUAGGGCAUCCGCUCUACGAGAGAAUGAUUGGCUCAUCGUUUUGAGCAAAAAUGGUCCGAAUAUAUCGUGUUAUUCACCGAAAUUGGGACCAAAUUCUGUACUCGAAUACGAUUUGGAGAAAUGCAAAGAACACGUGAAAAGAGAUCCACUAUUUCUUCAAACGAUGAAUCCGUCGGUUGUGAAGACAAUCGAUGGGAUCGUUGACUAUGGAACCGAUACUGAACUCCGGGGACAUUACGUAUUCUUCAGUCGACCCAAUGGUCCCGUCUAUUGCCUACAAUUCAUUGGAGAACCAGAUAUUGACUGCAAAUUGGAGAAGAAUUUCAUACAUGUUUUACCCGAUUGUUUCCCACCGCCCACAACAGAGCCGUCCACUGAUUCGGGUUUUUGGGCUACUUUCUGGAGUGUGAUUGCAAUCGUUAGCAUUAUUAUUGUAAUCAUGAUUGUAAUCAUUUCCGUCCUGUAUUGGAAGGGCUUUUUACCAGAAGUGAUUAGCAAACCCAUUGAGAUUAGACUUUUAAACUAUCAAAUUAACAAAUUGAAAGCAGAGAUGAAAGACGUUUCCAAAAAUGUGGCCGAAUGUCAGGCGAUUAACGAGAAGAAAAGGAAUGACUUUCCAAACCUAACGGAUGAUGAAUUUGAGAAACAUAUGGCCGCCAAUCAAACAGCUUUGAAUACAUUUGAAGGGCGAGAACAGGCUCUCAAAAUGGAGAUAUCGGGAAAGCAUGUGAGACGCGGACUGUUGGAGGGCAAGGAAUUGACGGUCGGCCGGGGAAUGGGGGCCGGUGAACAUAUGGUGGCACAUAUGAAAAAUUUUGAACAAACUGGUGAAGUGCGCCCUCCAAGCGGUGCAGUGCCCCCUCAACCCCCAGGUGGCAAACAACCCCCUCAACCCCCAAGUGGUGGGGCAGUCGGUGGUGCGCAACCGGGCGAUGAAAUUCCCAAAACAGAUGAAGAAAUAGAAGUGGAAAGAGAAUUUCUGGCCAUCAGCACAAAGAUUACGGCCGAUUUGGCAGAGUUUAAAGACAAGAAUGCGAAACUAAAACGGGAGCGAUCGGCCGAAGUACCAGAUGAGGCGCUCAUCGCUCGACUCCAAGCCCGAAUCGAUAAAUUACAUGACAGACAACAAAGUCAGUUCGCUUAUCGCAAUGAGAAAGAGGCCGAAUUGAAUCGACUGGCAGAGGCGAGGAUUGCCGCCGCUCGGACUGUGAGUGCGGACGUUCAUCCGGCGCCGCCUUCUUCUUAA
This is a messenger RNA of Medioppia subpectinata, 3045 nucleotides long. Lineage: Eukaryota; Metazoa; Arthropoda; Arachnida; Sarcoptiformes; Oppiidae. The record is from the annotation of a GenBank genome assembly.